AUGGGAGAGGAUAAAGAUCGGCGACGCAGAUCCCGUUCAAGAGAACGAAGACGAACAAGAUCUAGAUCAAGAGACCGAAGAGAGAAGAGAAGAAGUAAAUCCAGAUCACCCUCUAAACGAUCCCGCCGUCGCAAGCCAUCACUGUACUGGGAUGUGCCGCCGCCCGGUUUUGAACAUAUUACUCCGUUACAAUACAAAGCCAUGCAGGCUGCCGGUCAAAUCCCAGCAAAUAUAGUUGCGGAUACCCCACAAGCAGCAGUACCUGUCGUCGGGUCGACUAUAACGAGACAAGCGCGACGAUUGUACGUCGGAAACAUACCAUUUGGAGUGACUGAAGAAGAAACAAUGGAAUUUUUCAACCAGCAAAUGCAUCUAUCGGGAUUAGCUCAGGCAGCAGGCAAUCCUGUUUUGGCUUGUCAAAUCAAUUUGGACAAAAACUUUGCAUUCCUCGAAUUCAGAUCCAUUGAUGAGACUACACAAGCCAUGGCUUUUGAUGGUAUAAAUUUCAAGGGCCAAAGUUUGAAGAUUCGACGACCUCAUGAUUAUCAACCUAUGCCUGGUACAGAAAAUCCUGCUAUUAAUGUGCCGGCUGGUGUCAUAAGUACGGUUGUACCAGAUUCACCUCAUAAAAUAUUUAUUGGUGGUCUGCCCAACUAUCUUAACGAAGAUCAAGUUAAAGAACUCCUGAUGUCAUUUGGUCAGCUUCGUGCUUUCAAUUUAGUGAAAGACUCCUCUACUGGUCUCAGCAAGGGCUAUGCAUUUGCUGAGUAUGUGGAUAUUUCCAUGACGGAUCAGGCAAUUGCUGGAUUAAAUGGAAUGCAGUUGGGUGAUAAGAAGCUGAUUGUUCAACGAGCCAGUAUUGGAGCUAAGAAUUCUACAUUAGCUAUGACAGGUGCAGCACCAGUGACCCUGCAAGUAGCCGGUCUGACUUUGGCUGGGGCUGGCCCAGCCACUGAAGUACUGUGUCUCCUGAAUAUGGUCACACCAGAUGAGCUCCGUGAUGAAGAGGAAUAUGAGGACAUUCUCGAAGAUAUUAAGGAGGAGUGCAAUAAGUAUGGAUGUGUGCGCAGCAUUGAAAUACCCAGACCACUUGAGGGUGUUGACGUUCCAGGUUGUGGAAAGGUAUUUGUUGAGUUCAACAGUAUUGCUGAUUGUCAAAAAGCGCAGCAAACGCUUACUGGUCGAAAAUUCAGUAAUCGUGUAGUUGUCACAUCGUACUACGACCCUGACAAGUAUCAUCGCCGAGAAUUU
Molecule: messenger RNA, 1251 nt
Organism: Iphiclides podalirius (scarce swallowtail)
Lineage: Eukaryota; Metazoa; Arthropoda; Insecta; Lepidoptera; Papilionidae
Source: the annotation of a GenBank genome assembly